Messenger RNA from Fonsecaea multimorphosa CBS 102226, 1680 nucleotides. RefSeq lists its product as uncharacterized. The record is from RefSeq and is a predicted model, not a curated record. The transcript is spliced from 2 exons. NCBI's taxonomy places the organism in Eukaryota, Fungi, Ascomycota, Eurotiomycetes, Chaetothyriales, Herpotrichiellaceae. Bases 1 to 1680 code for a protein of 559 amino acids.
AUGUUGGCUGCUACGAUAACUAACAUUGAGCUGAGGCAGGUCUCUGAUCCUCGUGAAAGCAGGCCCUUCCCUCAGGCCCGCAGACAACAACCUGCGCGUUUCAUCACCGUAGACAGUGUCCUCCAAUAUGCCUCCGAUGUCCCUUCCGCCCACAACAGAGUGCCUCAACGGCCGCGACCUUCUCGAACGCCCUCCGGCAGGCCCGUCGAUCCCAGACUCACUGGUCGCUAUGUUGGAUCGCACAUGCCAUCUCGGUCCACAAAGACGUCCGAAAAGCUAGUUCUGUUGCCCGAGGCUGUCGAGGAAGAAGAAGAGAAAGGGGACUUUGGGCCCGACGCCGACAAAGGUCCGCCCAGGGAUGAUGAGGAUUAUCGCAAACCUGGCAAGGAAGGUGUUAAAAGCUAUGCAGAGAGGUUGCCCAAGGCGAGGCGUACGGAAAAGGAGCUCCCCAGAGUUACGGCCUAUUGUACAGCUCAAGCAUAUAAGCUGCAGUCUACGGCGACCUUUGUCAGGCAGCGUCAUGGUGCCAGAGCGAAGCUCUAUGAUGACUGCCUGUACUGUGCCUAUCAUCUGCCACUGCUACCAGGAAACGAAGGUUACCGCAUCCGAAGCAGCCCACCAGUCAAGAGCGCCAAAGGCGGAACGGUCCUAGAUGAAGAAAUUGCCCGCAGUGAACAAAGAGACUAUCGAGAACCGUAUUAUGCAGAGGAAGAGGAGCAACAUUCUGUGAGAGGUAACUACACGCCGGACGAGCAACCUGUGGAGUCAAAUCCCAAUGACCCAGCCGACCUGGAACGGCCGCGAAUUAAUGGACAGCGGAGAGAGAGUGACCACUCACAAAGAUCGAACAGUCCAGGCGCCAAUCUUCCUGCCGAUGCAUACCGGUUUGCGGAAAUGUUUGUCUUCACCUAUGGAGUGGUGGUAUUUUGGAAUUUUAGUGAGAAGCAGGAGAAAGAUGUGCUGGCCGACUUUGCCUUUGCCUCGAUUGUUGAUCCGAAGACCAAUAUCGUGUCGCCAAUCACCCUGACAACAAAUGCCUUGGAUGAGGAAGAUUUCGAGACGGAAGACUUCCACUUCGAGUACAACAAUGAGAUUUCGCGGCCACGAGUAUACAACGACAUGAUUACACUCCGCAGCGGCGACCACAUGAUCAAGCUCGCCAUCAGCCAUGCCAUUGCUCAGAGCACUAAGCUAAGCUUCUUUGAAGAAACCAUGGCUGCGCAGAUGGAGGCAGCGAAAGACGUUCCUGGCAAGUUGGCUAAAACGGGAGAACUGGGACUGAAACGGGAAGAAGUCAUCAAGCUGCUCGGAGGCCUAUACAAGAGUCGGGUGGAAGUCAAUUUGUCAUCCAAUGUCCUCGACGUACCCAACCUGAUUUGGGAUAGCGAGCCGACCCUACAUCCGCUGUACAACGCAGUCCGCGAGUAUCUUGAAAUCAAACCGCGGAUCCAGAUCCUCAACGAACGUUGUCGAGUGUUCCUUGACCUGACCGAGGUCUUGUCAGACUACAUUUCCGACGAUAAGAUGUCGCGGAUCAACUGGAUUAUCAUAGUUCUGAUCGUGAUCUCCAUCCUGGUCACAUGCUCGGAAGUGUUCCUACGAUUUGGGAUUCUGAGCACGCGAGGCGAGGACAAGAGUCCUCGGGCAUUGCAGGGGUCAUUGCUUGGCAGCGAGCUUUGA